Messenger RNA from Propithecus coquereli (Coquerel's sifaka), 2760 nucleotides. RefSeq names its product prostaglandin I2 (prostacyclin) synthase (gene PTGIS). The transcript has 10 exons. The record is from RefSeq and is a predicted model, not a curated record. Gene Ontology annotation, biological process: prostaglandin biosynthetic process. The coding region runs from base 1 to 1503 and encodes 500 amino acids. Gene Ontology annotation, molecular function: monooxygenase activity; oxidoreductase activity, acting on paired donors, with incorporation or reduction of molecular oxygen; prostaglandin-I synthase activity. NCBI's taxonomy places the organism in Eukaryota, Metazoa, Chordata, Mammalia, Primates, Indriidae.
AUGUCCUGGGCCGCGCUGCUCGGCCUCCUGGCCGCGCUGCUGCUGCUGCUGCUGCUGACCCGCCGGCGCACGCGGCGACCCGGAGAGCCUCCCCUGGACCUGGGCAGCAUCCCCUGGUUGGGCUAUGCCUUGGACUUUGGAAAAGAUGCUGCCAGCUUCCUCACUAGGAUGAAGGAGAAGCAUGGUGACAUCUUUACUAUGCUGGUGGGGGGCAGGUAUGUCACCGUCCUCCUGGACCCACACUCCUACGACGCGGUGGUGUGGGAGGCUCGCACCAAGCUGGACUUCCACGCCUACGCCGUCUUCCUCAUGGAGAGGAUUUUCGACGUGCAGCUUCCGCAUUACAGCCCCAGCGAUGAAAAGGCCAGGAUGAAACCGACUCUCCUGCACAGAGAGCUGCAGACGCUCACGGAAGCCAUGUAUACCAACCUCCGCACCGUCCUGCUGGGCGAUGCCGCGGAAGCGGGCAGUGGCUGGCAUGAGAUGGGUCUCCUCGAUUUCUCCUACAGCUUCCUGCUCAGAGCCGGCUACCUGACUCUCUAUGGAAUUGAGGCGUUGCCACGCACCCCCCAGAGCCAGGCCCAGGACCGUGUGCACUCAGCCGACGUCUUCCACACCUUCCGCCAGCUCGACCUGCUGCUCCCCAAACUGGCUCGUGGCUCCCUGUCAGUGGGGGAUAAGGACCGUGCGUGCAGCAUCAAAGGUCGCCUGUGGAAGCUGCUGUCCCCAGCCAGGCUGGCCACACGGGCCCACCGGAGCAAAUGGCUGGAGAGUUACCUGCAGCACCUGGAGGAAAUGGGCGUGUCAGAGGAGAUGCAGGCACGGGCCCUGGUGCUGCAGCUCUGGGCCACACAGGGGAAUAUGGGUCCCGCUGCCUUCUGGCUCCUGCUCUUCCUUCUCAAGAAUCCGGAGGCCCUGGCCGCCGUCCGUGGAGAGCUCGAGCAGAUCCUCUGGCAGGCGGAGCAGCCUGUCUCGCAGAUGACCACUCUCCCACAGAAGGUUUUGGACAGCACGCCCGUGCUCGACAGCGCGCUGAGUGAGAGUCUCAGGCUCACGGCUGCCCCCUUCAUCACCCGCGAGGUUGUGGCAGACCUGGCCAUGCCCAUGGCAGACGGGCGAGAAUUCAACUUGCGACGUGGCGACCGCCUCCUCCUCUUCCCUUUCCUGAGUCCCCAGAAAGACCCAGAAAUCUACACAGACCCGGAGGUGUUUAAAUACAACCGAUUCCUGAACCCCGACGGAUCAGAGAAGAAAGACUUUUACAAGGAUGGCAAACGGCUGAAGAAUUACAGCAUGCCUUGGGGGGCAGGGCACAAUCAGUGCCUGGGGAGGACUUAUGCCACCAACAGCAUCAAACAAUUUGUGUUCCUCGUGCUGGCGCACCUGGACCUGGAGCUGAUCAGCGCGGAUGUGGAGAUGCCCGAGUUUGACCUCAGCAGGUACGGCUUCGGGCUGAUGCAGCCGGAGCGCGACGUACCCGUCCGUUACCGCAUCCGGCCGUGAGACGCGGGCGCAGCGGGCCUGCUCGCGCCCCUCCGCCAGCCUGCCCCAGCCUCCCAGCUCUCCAUGUCCGCACCUUGGCCUGGGUGUGGGUGGUAGCAUCACCACUUUGUCUUUUUUCUCCCGGAAGCCUGUGCCCAGGGCAGGGGAAAGAGGGGAAGCCAAGAGAGGUGACCAGAGAAGAGACAUCAGAAGCUCUACGGAGUCUCUGCUGUAAAGUUUUGGUUCCCAAAUCAGACCCCUUCUGCUUCCAGCUCACUGUGCCUGUGCCACGCACAGAAGCUAACACGGACGAGGCAGAACUAGGAGCCCUCACUGCUGUGCCCGCAGUUCGCAGACCGUCACCCCCCAAGUUCUUAACAACCGGUGCACCCCAGGCCUUGUGCAGCCGGAGCAGGCGCUGGCCACAGAAGGGCCACUCAGAACCCAGCAUCGAAAUUACUCUGUGCCCCAGUUACUACGAAGUUAGCCGAAGCCAAAGGAGUCCCUUAGAAUGUCUGCUUCCCUGGGCGCCCUAUCCACUGGACACUUCCCGCAUCGCUCUGUUCACACCGAGACUUGAGAAAAGGCGGGAGGCUUCCCGAGGCUGGGGCACCCUCUGAACACUGGGCUGUGUUCUGAAGUUAUGGGCGCCAGGUGGGAUGGGCUUUCCCGGCGUCAAGAGACUCAGGGAGCUAAGGAAGACGCAGCCCUGAUGGGACAGCUCCCGGGACUGGACAGACUGACACAGAGGAGACGCCGAUGUCAUCCGCGCUAGUGCAGGGGCUCCAGCGCUGGGCGGACGUGUUUUGUUUGGCCUUCGCCUGAAAAAAAUUACCUUAGUUGUUAUCAUCUUUGGGAGAGUUAAUUCAGCAUGUCCAGCUUCUCUUGAAAACGUGGUAGAUCUGGCCACGUGCAGCCCACGUCCCUGAAGGUAACAGCUGGCCAGGGCUGAGUGGCAGCCGCAGGGCAUGUGCUCUCUGGUUACCCAGGGUUCUGGCGUGGUCUGACUCUCCAUUCACAGUGACUCCUGGCCCUGAGGGCAUCUGAGUUUGAGACCCUGUUCUGACUCUUAGAAGUGCUAUCGUAGGAGGUGGCGGGGACCAGCUAAUUGGUCUAACGACCAACUGUCCAUCGCAGCCUGGGUGCACCACCCUUUGAACAAACAGAUCAGUGAUGAAAACUUGCCUUUGCCUCCAUUUUAGAAAAAAGCAGCUUAAAGAGAAAAAUUGGCUGGGCACUCUGGCUCACAUCUUUAAUCCCGGUGACUUAGGAGGCUGA